Molecule: messenger RNA, 1225 nt
Organism: Etheostoma cragini (Arkansas darter)
Lineage: Eukaryota; Metazoa; Chordata; Actinopteri; Perciformes; Percidae
Gene: aimp2
Product: aminoacyl tRNA synthetase complex interacting multifunctional protein 2
Exons: 5
Coding region: 144-1115 (323 amino acids)
Cellular component (GO): aminoacyl-tRNA synthetase multienzyme complex
Source: RefSeq, a predicted model, not a curated record
CGGCCUCUUUCCUGCGUAACCGCUAGCGUUGGUAGCCGCUGCUGCUGCUGCCUGUCAACAUCACGCAGCCCCAGAAGAAAUCUGUGUCCAGGAUUUUUGUUUUUAACUGUUUGUCUCUGACAGAGCACUAACGUUCCUACACCAUGCCCAUGUACCAGGUAAAGCCCAUCUCUGGAAGUCAUAUAAAGACUGAUUUACCAACCUGCAUGUACAAGUUACCAAAUAUCCACGCGCCGCAAGGGAACUGCUGCACCUCUGAGCACGCGAUUCAGAAUGGCGAGGUGGACCCAGCAGUCAAAGCUCUGGAGGCCCGGCAGGAUGAGAUCAUGAAAAAACUGUACAACCUGAAAGCAGCUGUGGAAGGCCUGGCCAAGACCGUGACCACCCCAGAUGCCGAUCUGGACCUCACAGUCAGCAGCAGCCUCUGCUCCCACAGCCCCAGCUCCACAACCUUCAAAGGCCUCUCAGACCUGGACACACUAUUGGGCAAGGACCUUGGUGCUCUCCGUGACAUCGUCAUAAACGCUAACCCGGCACAGCCACCCCUGACCCUGCUGGUGCUCCACAGCGUGCUGUGCCAGCGCUAUCGGGUGCUCUCCACUGUCCAUGUCCACUCCUCAGUUACCAGUGUGCCACCACAGCUCCUGUCCUGCCUCGGUCCACGCCAUGCAGACAGCUAUGCCCGCCAGAUGUUCCAGUUGGGCUUCACCCUCAUAUGGAAAGAUGUCCCCAAACUGCAGAUGAAGUUUAGUGUCCAGAACAUGUGUCCCAUCGAGGGUGAGGCCAACGUGGCGCGCUUCCUCUAUAAGCUGCUGUCUCCCUACCCCAGUGACCCUGCUCUCGCCACACUGGUGGACAGCUGGGUGGACACAGCUUUCUUCCAGCUGGCAGAGGGCAGCGCCAAGGAGCGGGCUACUGUCCUACGGGCCCUUAACUCUGCUCUGGGCCGCAGCCCCUGGCUGGCCGGGCCGGAGUUCUCCCUGGCCGACAUUGCCUGCUAUUGCUGCGUCUUGCAAAGUGGCUCUGCGUCCUCCACUCCCACUAAUGUCCAGCGCUGGAUCAAGUCCUGUGAGAACCUGGGCCAUUUCAGUCCUGCCAAGCUAUUUCUGCAGUGACUGGGGCUGUCCCGGGCAAAGUGAGAGAAGGGCAUUAGAAUAUUAAAAUAUCCCAGCCAUGUCUGAAACACCCUCUAAUGCUUUCCUCCCCAAAAUAAUGUAUCACUGAA